UGCCAGCACUUUUAACGCACAAGAGGGAUUCCAGUUGGAAAUGCUGUUUCCUAAGGCCUGAGGUUAAUAGUGUUAAUUUCACCCUCAAAGUGAAAAGUGCCAGAGUUGUAACUUUUCCCAGGGAGUGGCACCUUUGAACUUUUGAACCCCAGCCAGCAGACGACAGCCAUCCUGCUUGUCUGAGACUGCGGGGACUCCUUCCUUCCCUGCCAGACCACUAGGGACGAUAGCGCGAGCGGCAGGGAAGGUCGCACUCUUAUCUUCGGGGCCAGGCGAGGCCAGGAGAGGCCAGGCUGGCCAUGGCCUCGGCGGCGCCCGAGGAGCGGCUGCAGCAGGAGGCCAGAUGCCCCGUGUGCCUGGAUUUCCUACAGGACCCGGUCAGCGUCGACUGCGGCCACAGCUUCUGCCUCAGGUGCAUCUCGGAGUUCUGUGAGAAGUCCGAGGGUGCGCAGGGCGACAUCCACGCCUGUCCGCAGUGCCGUGCCCCCUUCCGGCCCACGGGCUUCCGGCCCAACCGGCAGCUGGGCAGCCUAGUGGACAGCGUGCGGCGGCUGGGGCUGGGCGCGGGGUCCGCAGGGGCGCGCCAGUGCCCGCGGCACGGUGAGGACUUGAGCCAUUUCUGCGAGGAAGAUCAGGCGGCGCUGUGCCGGGUCUGUGUUACCUCCCCAGAGCACAAGAGCCACCGCACCGCGCAGCUGCAAGAGGCCGCGAGAUGUUACCGGGUACAGCUCCAGAUGGCUCUGGAACUUGUGAAGAAAGAUAUAGAGGUGGUUUUGACUCAGGAGACCAAUGUGGGGAAGAAGAUAAUCAUUUGGAAGGGUGUGAGAGGAGCCUUGAGCAGAAGUAAGGCUGUCACACGGUUGGAACCAGAGACCAUUCCCAUGGAGCUGAAGACAGUAUGUUGCAUACCUGGGAUGAGAGAAAUUUUGAAGAGGUUUCAAGGUGCAGUAGAGAUGGACAGAACCAAUGAAAGCUCCCCAAAUCAUUUCAUCCUUUUGGGGUUUUCUGACCGUCCCCAUCUGGAAAGGAUCCUCUUUGUGGUCCUCUUGAUUGCAUACCUGCUCACCCUGGUUGGCAACACCACCAUCAUCAUGGUGUCCUGGCUGGAUCCCCACCUGAACACCCCCAUGUACUUCUUCCUUGCCCACCUCUCCUUCCUGGACCUCAGUUUCACCACCAGCUCCAUCCCCCAGCUGCUGUAUAAUCUUCAUGGACAUGACAAGACCAUCAGCUAUGUAGGCUGUGCCAUCCAGCUCUUUCUGUUCCUGGGUCUUGGAGGUGUGGAGUGCCUGCUCCUGGCUGUCAUGGCGUAUGACCGGUUCAUUGCUGUCUGCAGGCCCCUACACUAUAUGACUGUUAUGCAUCCCGGGCUCUGCCGGGGCUUCGUGUCAGUGGCCUGGGGCUGUGGAAUGGCCAACUCUUUGGCCAUGUCUCCAGUGACCCUGAGAUUGCCCCGCUGUGGGCACUUCAAGGUGGACCACUUUCUGUGUGAGAUGCCAGCCCUGAUCCGGAUGGCCUGCACCAACACUAUGGCUAUUGAAGGGACUGUCUUCGUCCUGGCCGUGGGUAUUGUGCUGUCUCCCUUGGUGUUUAUCCUCAUCUCUUAUGGCUACAUUGUGAGGGCCGUAUUGCAAAUUUCGUCAGCAUCAGGGAGGCAGAAGGCUUUUAACACCUGUGGCUCCCAUCUCACUGUGGUCUCCCUUUUCUACGGAAACAUCAUUUACAUGUACAUGCAACCAGGACACAGCUCUUCUCAGGACCAAGGCAAGGUCCUCACUCUCUUUUACAACAUUGUCACACCACUCCUGAACCCCCUGAUCUAUACUCUCAGAAACAAAGAGGUGAAGGGGGCACUGAGAAGGUUACUGCUGGGGAGCAGAGAGGUGGGAAAGGAGUGAGGGCACCUCCAGGGUUUCUCCAGCCUGUCCAUCAACUCUGUCUAGGCCCAGUGGUGGCAUCUGGAACUACUGGUCUAGAUUUUGUCUUAGCCAACUUAUUUUCCUCUUCCAACUAUGUUUUAUGAGUGAAUGCACAACACAUACUGUCCACAAACCCCUCUAUAAAGCAGAUAUGAUGAACAGUGAGCUAAAUAGCUGUACAGAUGAGUUUCCACCAAUUUAUAUCAGUGUGCCAAGUAGGAAACAACUCUUCCCAAUCAGAGCUUUGUUUUUGUUGCUGUUUGUUAUAAAUUCAUUAACUUCAAUGCUAGCCAUUUUAGUCAAAAUGACCCUAAAUCUGUCACUGUUUUUGAUGUGGACCAAGUGCCUCUCUGCAUAGAGAGGAGGGUGGCCAGCUCCUUGGACAUGUCUACAGUGACCCUGCAGUUGCUCAGUUGUGGGUACUGCAAGGUGGGUCACUUCCUAUAUGAGGCGUCAGCCCUGAGUCAGUUGGCCU
Nycticebus coucang (slow loris) is the source of this 2394-nucleotide messenger RNA. RefSeq names its product olfactory receptor 2W3. The record is from RefSeq and is a predicted model, not a curated record. Gene Ontology annotation, molecular function: protein binding; G protein-coupled receptor activity; zinc ion binding. Gene Ontology annotation, cellular component: membrane. Lineage: Eukaryota; Metazoa; Chordata; Mammalia; Primates; Lorisidae. The coding region runs from base 300 to 1898 and encodes 532 amino acids. The transcript is spliced from 5 exons. Gene Ontology annotation, biological process: G protein-coupled receptor signaling pathway.